AUGCAUUUAUACAUCGACGGUCACUUCUACAUCGAGGGUCCCUUCUACAUCGAUGGUCCCUUCUACAUCGUGAGUCCCUUCUACAUCGAAGUCUCAGUGUGGCCAUACCACGUGGUUUGUGACGUCAUUUUGGCUAGCACGCUAAGUAGAAAUUUGUCAACAUUGGCCCCGCUUAGAAAUUUAAAAUCCACGCACUUCUUCUAUACAACCUCGAAAAAGAAUGUGUACAAACUCGUUGGUCAAUAUAACGUCGAUGGCAAAGGUGAAGAUGAACCAAACAUCAAGAGCUCUUCCGAUAUUCGUGACCACGAGUUUGACAACCCGGGGAGACUGCGCGUGAAACCGAAGGCAAAAGAGGCCAAGAUGGACUCGAGUCGAAAUGCCGUUGCCAGGGAAACUUUAGGUGUACAGUGGGACUGUGCGAGGAGAAACGAAAGCAAGUUAUUGCCUACGUACAGACUUGGACUAGACAUGGAAGAAAUUUGAUAAGAAACCACCUUUCUGAAGAAUUCCGUGUUUUAGUAGCUUGACUUGAGCGAGAUGUAAAUAAUUAUCUGGUUUAGGCGGAAAAUGUCGUCCCCAAUAAGCCUGUGCUGACUUCAUAGGCAAAUCUGGGACGACACUUUACGCACAUGCAUUAUGCCCAGUUUUCUCAGUACACGACACAAUUGUGCUGAAUAUUUAUCUCACUCAAAUAAAUGCUAAUGGUAUGUGUUUAUUGUCGCCUUUGUGAAUCCGAUCAUAAUUGCUUGCAAAUAAUUAAUUGAAGCUUUGAACAGCAUUGAUUCAAACGUUGUUUUAAUAUCUCUAUUUUUGUCCAAAACUGUACAAUAUUUAAACUGCCCCAAUUUAAUACUCCAUUUUAUAU
Messenger RNA from Dreissena polymorpha, 868 nucleotides. RefSeq lists its product as uncharacterized. Lineage: Eukaryota; Metazoa; Mollusca; Bivalvia; Myida; Dreissenidae. The transcript is spliced from 4 exons. Bases 1 to 486 code for a protein of 161 amino acids. The record is from RefSeq and is a predicted model, not a curated record.